GAGGUGGGUCGGGGGUCUUCGGUUUGGGGCUGGGGAUUAAAAGGACUGCGUGUGAACGCCCCCCUCCCGCCUACGAUCGCAAUUCUCGACACGCGUCUAUUGAAUGGGCGUAAGUGGAAAUACAAAGUGGGCGUGUGCAACAACCAAAGGCAGAGGUUCACACUCAGCCCUCUUCUCACAUCCCCACUAUGGAGAAGUAUCAUGUGUUGGAAAUGAUUGGAGAAGGUUCUUUUGGAAGAGUGUACAAGGGUCGUCGUAAAUACAGUGCACUGAUUGUGGCCUUGAAGUUUAUCCCCAAAGUGGGUCGUUCACAGAAAGAGCUGAAAAAUUUGCAACGAGAGAUUGAGAUCAUGAGGGGGCUUCAUCAUCCCAAUAUUGUCCAGAUGCUUGACAGUUUUGAGACUGAUAAAGAGGUGGUGGUAGUGACAGACUAUGCUGAAGGGGAACUCUUUCAGAUCCUUCAGGAUGAUGGAAACUUGCCUGAGGAGCAGGUUCAAGUUAUUGCCUCUCAGUUGGUGUCAGCACUUUAUUACUUGCACUCACACCGCAUCCUUCACCGUGACAUGAAACCCCAGAAUAUCUUGUUGGGCAAAGGGGGCGUAGUCAAGCUCUGUGACUUUGGGUUUGCCCGUGCAAUGAGUAUUAACACUAUGGUGCUGACAUCAAUCAAAGGAACUCCACUGUAUAUGUCUCCUGAGCUGGUAGAAGAGAAGCCCUAUGACCACACUGCUGAUCUUUGGUCAGUAGGAUGUAUUCUGUAUGAAUUGUAUGUGGGGACUCCACCUUUCUACACUAACAGCAUCUUCCAGUUAGUUAGCCUGAUCAUCAAAGAUCCAAUCAAGUGGCCAAAAGACAUGAGUCCUCACUUCAAGAGCUUCUUGCAAGGCCUCCUGACGAAGGACCCUCGUCAGCGCUUGUCAUGGCCAGAGCUACUGUAUCAUCCCUUCAUUGCUGGGCGGGUCACUGUGAUUGAGGAUGGAGCCAAUCAGGGCAUAGCCAACCCAUUCACCAGUAAGCUGCCUCCUGAUUUGCAGGCCCUGAAAGAGCAGCAGGCACACUCACUUGCCCCUCACAGUGGUCAGUCCAAAAUCUUAAGGCAAGCACGGCAGAAGAUGGCACAGGCGGCUCAGAGGAAGGGGAAAUCCAAGGCUCCACUUAAGGAGGAAACAAAAAAGAGAGGCCAAGAAAACCUAAGUAAAGAUCAACUUGCUCAGAAAGAUCCCAGUGAAAGGAAUGGGGCACAUCUGGGAAGCAGAGAACAAAGAGUCCCUGUACUAGGAGAGAAUGAAACGGAGUGGGAGCAAAAAGAACCAUCCCCCACCCCUCGAGAGAACAGGAUUACGCAUGAUUAUGAAAAGGACUUUCCAGAGGUGCGACGAGAAAGUGGCAGAGCAGAGGCCCGAGGCAGACCGAGCCUUGAUUCUGUUGAUCUAGAGAUUGAAGAAGUGGAUAGUGAUGAGGAGUGGCAGCACCUGAUACGGGCCACCAGUCCUGCACACGGACAGCUAUGCGCCCCACGAAGUCUCAUGAGAGACCCUGCCUUUGUGCAGCGCAUCCAUGCUCGGCUCAAAGAUUCUGGGCAGCAGGUCUUAGAGGGAAUGCUUGAGGGGGCAUCUCGUCUUCGCCCUGCCCUUCAUGUCAUUGGCAACUUGUUAAAUACCCACUGCGACUCAGAGCUGCUGUACACUUUUUGCAGUGACAUAGGACUAUCCAGUUUUCUGAUGCAGCUGGUGGGGAGCAUUCUGGAAAGUACCAACAUCAAGCAACAGCCAUGGCACACCACACUGCUGGCAGACCUGAUUGCAGUGACAUCAGCCUUUUUUGCUAGUGAUUUCAACCAAGAGGAGGAUGGAAAGAAGCAAAGCUUGCAGACGUUCCAGAGCACGGCCAGUCGCUUCCUAGCCUUGUUGCCUGCACUGCUUGCCCAGCCCUCAGAUGUGGAGAACAGGCUGCGAGAACAAAGCCUGAUGUGUUUCACUCAUUUGUGUGAGAGCAUGGACAAUGUCUGCUCUUCUGUGUCCAUCCCCUUUUACUCCAGCUUGUGUGUCGAUCAUUGCCCUCUGCUGGAUGCAUUCUGCCUUGGUGCCAGCUGUGAUCAGCCAGCUCAGGAAGUACUCCAGAAAGAAGCACGAUCAGCACAGGAGUGGAGUGAACGUUUGGUAUCUGCCUUUACAGCAGCCCUAGCUGCCGCCUGUGCCAUCCCAAGAGGGCAUUCCACUUGUCACAAGACAAAAAAGCAGAUCUCCCAGCGAGUAGCUGAGAAGCUCACUGAGAAGGAUAAUCAGCUCCUGAUGGGUUUUCUCUUAAGAAUUGAGCAUCCAGCCUCUUUUCUGAAUGGGUUCAAGGUCCUGUAUGCCUGUUGCCAUGUCAGUCAGACCCUGUGCCGUUGCUUAGCAGCACCAGAAGUGUUCCGUUCCCUGAUCUGUCAUUUACAGGGCAAGGUUCCGCUAGCUGCAGUGGCACAAGUGCAGGCUACCGAGGCCACAUUGAGACUCCUCUCCCUGCUGCUGCUCCAGCUCCAACUUCUCCCACCACAAUCUGACAUUGUGCUGAAAGAGACUCUGGAGCUUUUUAAUACUGCAACAACUGCCUCUGUUCUAAGUGCUGCAGGACUGCUUCUGGCAUACUUCAUCCAGUACGGCGCUGCUGUGGAACUCAGGCGGGAGGAAGCCUUGGCAACCAUAGGCACUGCAUUCACAGAGCCUGCAGAGCUCUGCCUUCUACCCCCUCGGGGAGCUGGCUUCUACGAUGGCCUCCUGCUGUUGCUGCUGCAGCUGCUAAGUCAGGGAGAUGCAGCAGUGGUGCGAGACUUUGCUGCCUCAGAAACCUGGAGCAUUGUGUGGCAUCGAUUUGCCAUGGUGCUCCACUUGACCCGUCAAGGACCGGUGAUGGAAGGCGAGACCCCAAGAGUUGGCCAGCAUGCAUCAAAACCAGACUGGAAUCUCAUCUCACCACAAGGAACCCUGCUGUUCCUCAGUUUAGCCCUUUUUGUCUUCACCCGAGAACCGCACCAGUGCAUUCUUCAGCUAGCCCAACCCAAUGGAGUUGUCAUGGCUACCUUGAACAAGCUGCUGGAACCUGACUUCCUGGAGUACUUGGCCCAGACGCAGUUGCAAGAGGAUGGUGAUCGGGACCUGGUGCCAGCUGUUGUGCUCCAAGUCUGCCAGCUGUUCUGCUUCCCCUUUGGUCUGGAGGUGAAUCCUGAAACUUUAGAAAUGAUCGUGACAAGCCUGAAGGAUUCUGAGAUCGCAGCCCAGUUACUCCAGGUCUGUGUUCACCAUCUUCCCUUGUCAGAGACUGAGUUGCCACUGAGUCUGUUGUGCCGCUUGGUGCUGAGCCAUGAAGACAUCAUUGAGCAGGUGGUGGGAGUGGCUAACUCAGAGCGUGCCACUGCUUUCCUGUCAACCAUUUUGCUAUCAGGCGAGGUUGCCCUUACUGCAGAUCUGCUCUCUCUUCUCACCCACAUAGCCCGGGUUAGUCCAGCUCACCUGCCUUUCCUGGAGAAGCUCCUGUGCAGCCCAUCUUCAACCUCCCACCCACUGAGGCUGAGCCGCUUGCUGUGUCACCAAGAUUGCUUGGUCCGUGCCAGAGCCUGCAGCCUGAUAGGUAACCUGCUGCGCCAUGGGCAGGAGGUUCCUCAGGUGUUGGAAGGGCAGGCUGGACUGCUGGAAUGCCUGCUGGAGCGUCUUGCAGAUGAUGAUGGACAUGUUCGCUGCUCAGCCAGUUUUGCUGUUGGCAAUGCAGCCUACCAGGCUGGCCCUUUUAUGCAGACCCUUGGCAAAGCUGUGCCCUGGGUGGUUCAUCUCCUGGGAGAUCCUCAGGCCAAGACUCGUUGCAAUGCAGCUUCAACGCUGGGUAACUUGGGUAAGCAUUCUGUGGAACUGGGGGACCUGCUGAUCAAGAGCAGAGCACCUGAUCGUCUGUUGGAAGUGGCCUGUCACGAUUGCCAUCCAGAUGUGCAAAAGGCAGCACUUAUUGCCCUUCGCUCUAUUGGCCAGCAGCCCAAGAUUAAUCAGAUACUGGUGUCACUCAAAGCAACUGAAAAGCUGGAAGCACUUUCCUGUAAAGACUCUCAGAUUACUACCUAUAGCAGCCUCAGGCCCUCCUCAACAAAACACUGCAAGAAAUUGAUCCACCUUCUGCAGCCUGCCUACACUGCCUGAGAAGAGGCAUGCAUGCUUGGACUUCAUUCUUCCCAAAACCUCAGUCUUGGAGAACCAUGGAGUGGAAAAUGCUACUGCAUCUACUUUAUGGGGCUAACUUUGUGUACUGAAUGUGAGGGUGCUAGUUUUUCUAAGGAAAGUUAUCAGAUUUCUCUGUGUUUUUAUAGCCUCUGAGCAGAGAAUGUGCUCCAUUCACCUGUUCAGUGAGAUGCCUUAUCCAGCCGACUGCACCAGUUGUUAAGCAAGGACAACGCACUACCUUUUUUUUGCAUAGAACAUCGUAUUUUUACACACAUAGUACACUAGCUAUCAAGUGCCUUGGAACAUUGUUUCUUCAGGCAUGGGUCUUCAGAGACUGUAAUCUUUUCCCCUAGAAAAUGGAGAGUGAUGAGCAACCAUCUAAGCUCAAAAGAAAAAAAGAGAAGGCAACGGCAAUAUGGGUAGAAGUUAGAGGAUUCUUUUUAAACCAGAUAGGAACAGCCUCCCUCUGCAUUCACUGACGAGCUUUAAUACAUUAUAUUCAUUCUUUGUACACUGAGGGUAUCUAUUUCUUAUUUUAUUGGCAGAAAUCCAGUAAUAAGUUGCAACUAGAGUAGGUCCGGUGAAUUAAUGGGAAUUCUGUGACUCAACUCUUCUGUACAUGUCAUUGAUACAGUGGGCUUACUAAGGCCUCACUGCUGGAUUUCAGUCAUUGACAACUUUGCUAGGAUUUAAUAUUAUGCCUUCAUAUUAAAACCAAAUUUUUCUUAUGACAUGUUCUUGCCUGUGUACCACAGAGGAAGAUGAUGAAGAUAUUUCAUUUUUCUAGAUAUAAAAUGUACGGAACCUUUCUACGUGACCUAUUUAGCUUUAAGGGUUUAUUAUAAAAUUGACUGUGUGUUACUAGUGGUGCCUCGACGAACUCCGGUCGUAACUCAAAGCGCCAUUU
This is a messenger RNA of Pogona vitticeps (central bearded dragon), 5091 nucleotides long. It is a transcript of the gene STK36, whose product is annotated as serine/threonine kinase 36. Lineage: Eukaryota; Metazoa; Chordata; Lepidosauria; Squamata; Agamidae. Gene Ontology annotation, molecular function: ATP binding; protein kinase activity. Gene Ontology annotation, biological process: smoothened signaling pathway; protein phosphorylation. The record is from RefSeq and is a predicted model, not a curated record. Gene Ontology annotation, cellular component: cytoplasm.